GCCCAUGGGAAAAGACUAUGGGAAAAGUAGAGUCUGCGAAACAAAGUGUGAAAGCUUGUCCGGCCUCUUUUUGAAGAACAACCAUAUCUCUUUGUUUAUUGUUCAAACCACUGUGUUAAUAUUGUUUUGUACCCAAUCAAAUCAUAUGCCAAAAAGUUGGCAUAUGAUUUGAUUGGCUUCUUGGAGGCUCUAUUGUAUUUCUACAUGGAGCGGUAUUCCGCUCUCGCCGCGCGUUGCAGGGCUGUGUGUGUGUCAAGCGAAACCAUUUUUAAAUUUAUUUUUCUAUGAUGGCGACUGAAACAUCAACAGGUAGAAAGAACAUCGCGUGGAACCAAGAAUCGUUCGCUGAAGGAUUAAGCUUCGCUAAAUUCGUUCUUAACGUAGAUGAAGUGUAUCCUGAUCAAGAGAAAGCAAUUCGUGGAUUUUUCAGAGGCAAAGACCUCUAUUUCAGUGCUCCAACUGGAUAUGGGAAAUCGUUCGUUUUUCAAGCCAUCCCUCUCGUUGCAGACUAUUUGCUAGAUCAAAAUCCAUUUUCCAGUUGUAUUCUGGUUGUUUCACCGCUGCAAUCAUUAAUGCUGGACCAAGUGAUGAAAUUAAAUGCUUUAGGGUUAAAAGCAGCUGCAAUAUAUGCAGAUCAGACGGAAGAGGUUCUGAACAGUAUUUUGAAAGACGACGAAUAUGGCGGAGAUUUCACUUACAUUUUUACUUCGCCUGAAUCAAUGCUAGCUUCUGAAAAAUGGCGUACAUUUCUCAUGUCCACAUGUUUCCAGAAACGAUGCGUUGCAGUUGCAUUUGACGAGGCACAUUGUAUUGCACAGUGGGGCCUAACUGCAACACAAGGAACUCCUUUCAGAAAAUGGUUUGGAUUAGUUGGAGAGUUUAGAGCACUUCUUGGUUCAUGUGUUAAAAUUGCUGUUUUCACUGCAACAGCUUCAAAGUCUACCAAGGCAUCAAUUUUCAAUGCACUAAAUUUGCGGAUGUUUAGCACCUUUAUUGUAGAGAAAAGUCCAGUGAAACCCAAUAUUGUUUUUCAUUGCAAGUACAUAGGCAAUGACACAAAAUUGCAGGUUAUUUUUUCUGAAGUCAUUGAUGAAGUGAAGAACUAUGGUGUUGAUACAAAAAGAACAAUUAUGUUUUGUCAAACUAGAAAUCAAUGUGCUUUGAUUUGGAAAAUGUUUGAAAUUGUGUUGGCUGACAAAUUUUAUAAUGGUGAUUCAUGCAUACCAACUGCAAGGCUAAUUGAAAUGUUUCAUGCUGGAACACCAGCAUCAGUCAAGGAUCACAUUCUCAAAGAAAUUAAUAAAGAGGACAGCCAUUUGAGAAUAAUAAUUGUAACAGUGGCUUUUGGAAUGGGAGUUGAUUGUAAAAAUGUGCAUAGAAUAAUCCAUUUUGGGCCAGCAAAAACUGUUGAGUCAUAUCUUCAGGAAUGUGGACGGGCAGGAAGGGAUAGUAAGCAAAGUCAUUGCUAUUUGUUAUAUAAUGGCUUUUUAACAAGCCACUGUCAGUCAGAAAUGAAGCAGUAUGUUGUUGCUGAUGGAUGCAGAAGAAAGUUUCUUCAGGAUAGUUUUCCUGGUCCACAUGGUGCAGUAGCACCUGGUGAUUGUUGUGAUGUGUGUUUGAAAAACUGUAGUUGUCCAUCAUUAGUUCAGAAAAAAUGUGGGACAUUAGAAUUCAACAGGCCAUCAAAUAAAGCACAGAUAUGUGAAAGAAAGAGAUCUGUUUCACAGGAAGAAAAGGAUAAUUUAAAGGUAAAAUUGACUGAAUACAAAAACACACACAGACAAUCAAUUCCACAUGUAUCAGUUUCAUUCCCAAGUAUCUGUUUAGAGUUUACAGAUUUCCAUAUUUGGCAGGUUUUGAGACAUUGUGAUCAUCUCUUCACAUUAGAUGAUGUAUUCGCUGUUGUCGAAAUUUGGCGAAUGAAGCAUGCAGUCAAAAUUCUUCUUGCUGUUAGUGAUGUAUUUGGUGACCUACCACCAGAUGAGUUACAUGAAGCAAGAAACCUAGCAACAGAAGAUGCUGAAGAUGAACUAGAAGAUACUUGGUUAGCAGUAAGAGAUGACAGUGAAAUUGAUAUUCUAGAUGAUACAGAUCAGCUUCAAGAUAUGGCUGCAGGAAUGGAGGCACUGGACAAAUCUGGACCCAUCAAUCAAUCAUUAAGUGAUAUUCUGAACUAUGAGAAUAUAAAACCAACAAUUGAUGAGGAAGUGGAACCAAUGGAAAUGUGA
This is a messenger RNA of Rhopilema esculentum, 2228 nucleotides long. The record is from RefSeq and is a predicted model, not a curated record. NCBI's taxonomy places the organism in Eukaryota, Metazoa, Cnidaria, Scyphozoa, Rhizostomeae, Rhizostomatidae.